AUCCAGUGGGAUAGCCCGCCAAAUAUUUUGGAGCAAAGCCCUAUGGAUAUGGCCAGCACUUCCUCCAGCGUCGCCAGCUGCGCCAUCGUCAGGGCGAGGAUCGUGUCCAGGAUCGCCAUCGCCAGGAGCCGUGCCGUGCUGAGAUGUGAGCGAUGCAAAUCCAGGGCCCUCGGGCUCCAGGUAUCCUCUAGUUUCUUCUCCACUCGUCGCGAUUCGACUGGCUAUGGAAGGAGGAGAAGGACAAUGCGAGGGCUCGCCGCAUUGGACAAAGAGGAAGGAUCCUCCCCUUCCAGUGUAGUAGAGAUUGAGGGGAAUGAAUCAGAUGGAAUAGAAGAAUCGGCUGGAGAGACUGUGGCGAGAGAUCUUACUCCAGAAGAAGAGGAGGAUCAAGAGUGCCUCGAUCAGAUCCUCAGAAUACUGGAGCUUCUAAGGAUCAACAGAGACAUGACUCCCAACGAGGUCAGGCUCAUUGUUAUGAUAGAAGAUCCUCGUGAGGCGGAAACUGCUGGAGUGCUCACCGAGGAUGGUGAAUGGACGAGCUACCGAGAUGAAAUGGGAAACGCUUUGACAGACAUCAGCGAAGGUAGAAUUCCAGACGAUCGAGAACUCCUGCGAGCGCUAAGGAACGAGCUACUCAGCUGGCCCAACCUUGAAGAAAUGGCUGACAAAAGAGAUCCUCGUCAAUCAUCUUACGCUCAAAUCACGGAUACCGGAGUUGAUCCAGUUUUCGCCGGCAAGCGUGCCAAGGUUGACGCCAAGGUGGACGCCAAGGUGGACGCCAAGGUGGACGCCGAUCCGCUCAAGUCGACACCGGGUGGGGGCUGGGACGAGGCGGCGGAGAUUAUACCCGGCAAGGAGAAAGACAUGUCUGAGAAGUUGCCUCCAGCAUUUGGAUACAGCCUGCUUUACUUAGUGAGCUUGUUGCCGAUACUCAUAGGUGUCGCUGUGGUUGCAAUCCUUUUCUUCAACUCUUUUCAGUGAUUUGCGCCACAGAACUUACCGUGAGGACGAUUUUCUUCUAGCUUAUUCGAGCCCAUAAAUAAGCCUGCUGCGAGCUGAUGCCAUUUAA
Messenger RNA from Selaginella moellendorffii, 1069 nucleotides. Its product is annotated as ycf3-interacting protein 1, chloroplastic-like. The record is from RefSeq and is a predicted model, not a curated record. The transcript has 6 exons. NCBI's taxonomy places the organism in Eukaryota, Viridiplantae, Streptophyta, Lycopodiopsida, Selaginellales, Selaginellaceae. The coding region runs from base 43 to 981 and encodes 312 amino acids.